This is a messenger RNA of Pelmatolapia mariae (spotted tilapia), 6471 nucleotides long. RefSeq names its product myosin-11-like. The transcript has 43 exons. The coding region runs from base 189 to 6215 and encodes 2008 amino acids. Gene Ontology annotation, biological process: actomyosin structure organization. Gene Ontology annotation, cellular component: myosin II complex; myosin filament; cytoplasm. NCBI's taxonomy places the organism in Eukaryota, Metazoa, Chordata, Actinopteri, Cichliformes, Cichlidae. Gene Ontology annotation, molecular function: ATP binding; microfilament motor activity; actin filament binding. The record is from RefSeq and is a predicted model, not a curated record.
CUCAUUUCCCUGGAGCUCAGCCUGCAUCCUGCACUGAGGACUGAAGCCCUGAACGGUCAGAGGUCAAAUCAACUCACAUAUCAGAGGCUGAGCUGGUCCCGAUCGACGAUUCAAACGUCAGCGUCACUGCCUCUGAACCACCAGCGUUAGACUCCGAUCCCGCCGCUGCUGACCCGCAGGUCAACAACAUGGCCGACACCGACGACAAGUACCUCUUCCUGGAAAACGACUUCCGCAACAGCGGCGUGGCCCAGGCCGACUGGGCGGCUAAAAAGAUGGUGUGGGUGCCAUCAGAACGGGAGGGCUUCGAGCCGGCGAGCAUCAAGGAGGAGAAGGGUGACCAGGUGCUGGUGGAGCUCUCCAACGGUCAGAAGGUGACGGUGAACAAAGACGACAUCCAGAAGAUGAACCCGCCCAAAUUCAGCAAGGUGGAGGACAUGGCCGCCCUCACCUUCCUCAACGAAGCCUCCGUCCUGCACAACCUGCGCGAGAGAUACUUCUCCAGCCUGAUCUAUACGUACUCGGGCCUCUUCUGUGUGGUGGUGAACCCCUACAAGAUGCUGCCCAUCUACUCUGAGAAGAUCAUCGAGAUGUACAAGGGCAAGAAACGCCACGAGGUUCCACCGCACAUCUACUCCAUCACGGACAACGCCUACAGGAACAUGAUGCAGGACCGCGAGGAUCAGUCUAUUCUCUGCACAGGUGAGUCUGGAGCCGGGAAGACAGAAAACACCAAGAAGGUGAUUCAGUACCUCGCCGUCAUCGCCUCCUCACACAAGGGCAAGAACCCCAUCAACCCUCAGCAGCAGGCAGGAUCUUUGGCCUACGGGGAGCUGGAAAAGCAGCUGCUGCAGGCGAACCCAAUCCUGGAGGCCUUUGGAAACGCCAAAACCAUCAAGAACGACAACUCCUCACGAUUUGGAAAGUUCAUCAAACUCAACUUUGAUGUGACCGGCUACAUCGUCGGGGCGAAUAUCGACACCUACCUGCUGGAGAAGUCUCGCUGUAUUCGACAGGCACGCACCGAGAGAGCCUUUCACAUCUUCUACUACAUGGUGGCUGGAGCCAAAGACAAGAUGAGAGAGGAGCUGCUGCUGGAGGACUUCAGCAGCUAUCGUUUCCUGAUAGAGGGUCACGUGGAGAUCCCCGGGCAGGAGGACAACGAGAUGUUUGAUGAAACUCUGGAGGCCAUGGACAUCAUGGGUUUCACUGAGGAGGAGCGAUUAGGCAUGUUGAAGGUGGUGUCCAGUGUGCUCCAGCUGGGUAACAUCAAGUUUGAGAAGGAGAGGAACAACGAGCAGGCGACGAUGCCCGACAACACCGCUGCGCAGAAGGUGUGUCACCUGCAGGGCAUCAACGUGACUGACUUCACCCGCGCCAUCCUCACGCCCAGGAUUAAAGUGGGCAGGGAGGUGGUGCAGAAGGCUCAGACCAAGCAGCAGGCUGAUUUCGCGAUCGAGGCUCUGGCUAAAGCCAUGUACGAGCGUCUGUUUCGCUGGAUCCUCGCCAGAGUCAACAAGACUCUGGACAAGAGUAAGAGGCAGGCGUCAUCCUUCCUCGGCAUCCUGGACAUCGCCGGCUUUGAGAUUUUUGAGGACAACUCAUUCGAGCAGCUCUGCAUCAACUACACCAACGAACGUUUGCAGCAGCUCUUCAACCACACCAUGUUCAUCCUGGAGCAGGAGGAGUACAAGAGGGAGGGCAUCGAGUGGAACUUCAUCGACUUCGGCCUCGACCUGCAGCCCUGCAUCGAGCUCAUCGAGAGGCCGAACAACCCUCCGGGUAUCCUGGCCCUGCUGGACGAGGAGUGCUGGUUCCCCAAAGCCACUGAUAUUUCUUUCGUGGACAAGCUGCUGAACACCCACACUGGUCACGUUAAAUUCUCCAAACCCAAACAGCACAAAGACAAACUGAUGUUCACUGUACUGCACUACGCUGGAAAGGUUGACUAUAAUGCCGCCAACUGGUUGACAAAGAACAUGGACCCUCUGAAUGACAACGUAACAGCUCUGCUCAACAACUCCUCCAGCGCCUUCAUUCAGGAUCUGUGGAAAGACGUGGAUCGAGUUGUAGGUCUGGAGACCAUGACCAAGAUGUCUGAGAGCUCAGUGCCCAGUUCCACCAAAUCCAAGAAGGGCAUGUUUCGCACAGUGGGUCAGCUGUACAAAGAGUCUUUGGGCAAACUGAUGACCACGUUACACAACACCCAGCCCAACUUCGUCCGCUGCAUCAUUCCAAACCACGAGAAGCGGGCUGGAAAGAUGGAUUCCAACCUGGUGCUGGAGCAGCUGAGGUGUAACGGAGUGUUGGAGGGGAUUCGAAUCUGCAGGCAGGGAUUUCCAAACCGGAUUGUGUUCCAGGAGUUCAGGCAGAGGUAUGAGAUCCUGGCUGCCAGCGCCAUCCCUAAAGGCUUCAUGGAUGGAAAACAGGCCUGCAGUUUAAUGGUAAAGCACCUGGAUCUGGACCCUAACUUGUAUCGUAUCGGUCAAAGCAAAAUGUUCUUCAGGACGGGAGUUUUGGCUCAGCUGGAAGAGGAGCGAGACAUCAAACUGACUGUCGUCAUCAUCGCCUUCCAGGCGCAAGCAAGAGGCUUCCUGGGCCGCAAGGCUUUCAGCAAACGUCAGCAGCAGCUCACCGCCAUGAAGGUCAUCCAGAGGAACUGCGCCUGCUACCUCAAGCUCAAGAACUGGCAGUGGUGGAGGCUUUUCACUAAGGUCAAGCCGCUGCUGCAGGUGACCAGACAAGAGGAGGAGAUGGGUCAGAAAGAGGAGGAGCUGAAGGCCGCCAAAGAGGUGGCGGCCAAAACUGAGGCUGAACUGAAGGACAUUACCCAGAAGCACACCCAGCUGAUGGAGGAGCGGGCGCAGCUGGAGUUGAAGCUUCAGGCGGAGACGGAGCUGUGCGCUGAGGCAGAGGAGAUAAGGGUGCGACUGGAGGCCAAGAAGCAGGAGCUGGAGGAGGUGCUGCACGAGAUGGAGGCCCGGCUGGAGGAAGAGGAGGACCGCAGUAACGCCCUGCAGCAGGAGAAGAAGGAGAUGGAGCAGCAGCUACAGCUGAUGGAGGCCCACAUAGCACAGGAAGAAGACGCCAAGCAGAAGCUGCAGCUGGAGAAAGCGGCUGUGGAGGGAAAGGUGAAGAAGCUGGAGGAGGACAUUCUGCUGAUGGAGGACCAGAACAACAAGCUGCAGAAGGAGCGAAAGCUGCUGGAGGAGAGGAUGGCUGACAUGAGCUCCAACCUGGCCGAGGAGGAGGAGAAGUCUAAGAAUCUAACCAAACUCAAGGCCAAGCACGAGUCCAUGAUCUCUGACCUCGAAGUGCGUCUGAAGAAGGAAGAGAAGAGUCGCCAAGAUGUGGAAAAGGCGAAGAGGAAGGUGGAGGCGGAGCUUGCUGAACUGCACGAGCAGCACGCCGACCUGCAGGCGCAGUUAGCUGAGCUGCGGGCCCAGCUCGCUGCCAAGGAGGAGGAGCUGCAGGCCACACAGGAGCGCCUGGAGGAGGAGAGCAGUCAGCGUGGGGCGGCGGUGAAACGCAUUCGGGAGCUGGAGGCUUUGCUCUCAGAGCUGCAGGAAGACUUGGAGGCUGAAAGGGCGGCGAGAGGGAAGGCUGAGGCAGCACGACGGGACCUCGGGGAGGAGCUUAAUGCUCUACGUACCGAGCUGGAGGACAGUCUGGACACGACUGCUGCCCAGCAGGAAUUACGGGCGAAACGUGAGCAGGAAGUGGCCAUGUUGAAGAGAGCCAUGGAGGAAGAGGGGCGGAGCCAUGAGGCCCAAAUCCAGGAACUGAGACAGAAACACAGUCAGGCUGUGGAGGAGCUGAAUGAGCAGCUGGAGCAGGCCAAGCGGGUAAGAGCUGGUCUUGAGAAAGCCAAGCAAGGUCUGGAGAAGGAGUCGGCAGACCUGAGUGCUGACCUGCGUUCCCUCACCAGCGCCAAACAGGACGUUGAGCACAAAAAGAAGAAGUUGGAGGGUCAGUUGAAUGAUCUAAAUUCUCGCUUCAAUGAGAGCGAGCGGCAGAAGAACGAGCUGUCAGAGCGAGUCUCAAAGAUGACGUUGGAGCUGGACAGCAUGACGGGUCUGCUGAACGAGGCCGAGGGAAAGAACAUCAAGCUGGGUAAAGACGUCUCCAGCCUGUCCUCUCAGCUGCACGACGCACAGGAGCUGCUGUCAGAGGAGACGCGUCAGAAGCUGAAUCUGUCUGGGCGUCUGCGUCAGAUGGAGGACGACAGGAACAGCCUCAUGGAGCAGCUGGAGGAGGAGACUGAGGUCAAACGGGCCGUGGAGAGGCAGGUGUCCAGCCUCAACAUGCAGCUGUCCGACUACAAGAAGAAGCUGGACGAGAUGUCGGGGACGGUGGAGCUGCUGGAGGAAGGGAAGAAGCGUCUGCAGCGUGAGCUGGAGGCGACCAACACAGAGUACGAGGAGAAGGCCUCCGCUUACGACAAGCUGGAGAAGAGCCGGAGCCGGCUGCAGCAGGAGCUGGAGGACGUCCUCAUGGACCUGGACAGCCAGCGGCAGCUCGUCUCCAACCUGGAGAAGAAGCAGAAGAAGUUCGAUCAGAUGCUGGCCGAGGAGCGCACUGUGUCCUGUAAGUAUGCGGAGGAGCGGGAUCGAGCGGAGGCAGAGGUGCGGGACAAGGAGACAAAGGUGCUGGCUCUUACCCGAGGGCUGGAAGAAAGCCACGAGGCUCUGGAGGAGGCGGAGAAGAUGGUGAAGGCGCUCCGAGCUGAGAUGGAAGAUCUCAUCAGCUCCAAGGACGACGUGGGAAAGAAUGUGCAUGACCUGGAGAAGGCGAAGCGCGGCCUGGAGGCCAUCGUGGAGGAGAUGAGGACGCAGAUGGAGGAGCUGGAGGACGAGCUGCAGGUGGCCGAGGACGCCAAGCUGCGUCUGGAGGUUAACAGUCAGGCUCUGAAAGCUCAGCAUGAGAGGGAGCUGCAGGGCCGUGACGAGCUGGGAGAGGAGAAGAGGAAGCAGCUCCUGAAACAGGUCCGAGAGCUGGAGUCAGAGCUGGAGGAGGAGAGGAAGCAGCGGAGUCAGGCUUCAGCCGGGAAGAAGAAGCUGGAGGGGGAGCUGAAGGACAUGGAGGAUCAGCUGGAGGCCACCAGCAGGGGGCGUGACGAGGCGCUCAAACAGCUCCGCAAAAUCCAGGGCCAGAUGAAGGAUCUCCAGAGGGAGCUGGAGGACUCCCGUGCAGCCCAGAAGGAGGUCCUUGCCUCAGCCAGAGAGUCUGAGCGCAGGUCCAAGGCCAUGGAGGCCGACAUCAUGCAUCUGAAUGAGGCGCUGGCAGCUGCUGACAGAGCUCGUAAGCAGGCGGAGACGGAGAGAGACGAGCUGUCCGAGGAACUGGCCAGUAACUCAUCUGGAAAGUCACUGCUGUCCGAUGAAAAACGUCGUCUGGAGACGAAGAUCAGCCAGUUGGAGGAGGAGCUGGAGGAGGAGCAGGCCAACAUGGAGGGCCUCAACGACCGGCUGAGGAAGAGCCAGCAGCUGGUGGAUCAGCUCGGAGCAGAGCUGGCCACGGAGAGGUCUUCUGCUCAGAGCAGAGAGGGAUCCAGGCAGCAGCUGGAGAGGCAGAACCGAGAGCUGAAGGCCAAGCUGCAGGAGCUGGAGGACCAGGGCCGCUCCAAACUCAAGUCCUCCAUCACUGCUCUGGAGGCCAAACUCCGAGAGGCCGAGGAGCAGCUGGAGGUGGAGAGCAGAGAGCGGCAGGCCAACGCUAAGAAUCUGCGCCAGAAAGAGAAGAAACUGAAAGAUUUAACGAUCCAGAUGGAGGACGAGAGGAAGCAGGCGCAGCAGUACAAAGAUCAGGUGGAGAAGAGCAACGUGCGGGUGAAGCAGCUGAAGCAUCAGCUGGAGGAAGCGGAGGAGGAGGCGCAGCGCGUGGCUGCAGCCCGCAGGAAGCUGCAGAGGGAGCUGGAAGAGGCGACAGAGUCCAACGACACCCUGAACAGAGAGGUGGCUUCGCUCAGGAGCAAACUCAGGCGUGGCGGCAGCGGUGCUGGCGGGGAGGUGUUGUACAGCAGCUCCACUCCUCGCAGCAGUGGUGGCGGCAGCAUGAGGAGUUUUGGGCUUGGAGGGAGCAUCAACCGGAGGAGCAACAUCAAAGAGAACUCGGUGGAGCUGCAUGAGGAAGAGCCUCCCUCACCUUCCUCACCCGCCCGCACCCCACCUCUGGAGCCCCGUGCCGAGGUCUACACCUGCUCCCCCAACGAGUAGACGACCAGGAGCGGAUAAAGAAGUGUUUUAGGAAACAACCAAGCUUAGAGUCACAGGAGGAGCUGGAUAUUUAAUCAAUACUAUGGAUUUAUGUUUGAAGCAAAUAGUUUUGUUUUUAAGUUAUUCCAAACACACUGAGGGACAAACUGUGGACCAAAUUUAUCCCCAACAAAACAAGAAAACAAUGAUGUCAUUUAAUAGCCUGAAGCUACAAUUUAAUGUCCCAAAUAUUAGAAAUAUUAGUGCAAGUAUUUAA